Theileria parva strain Muguga is the source of this 1127-nucleotide messenger RNA. Its product is annotated as Cytokine-induced anti-apoptosis inhibitor 1 Fe-S biogenesis family protein. The transcript has 2 exons. Gene Ontology annotation, cellular component: cytoplasm. The coding region runs from base 155 to 1108 and encodes 317 amino acids. NCBI's taxonomy places the organism in Eukaryota, Apicomplexa, Aconoidasida, Piroplasmida, Theileriidae. Gene Ontology annotation, biological process: iron-sulfur cluster assembly. The record is from RefSeq and is a predicted model, not a curated record. Gene Ontology annotation, molecular function: iron-sulfur cluster binding.
UGAUGAUUAUUUGAUGAUUAUUUGAUGAUUAUUUGAUGAUUAUUUGAUGAUUAUUUGAUGAUUAUUUGAUGAUUAUUUGAUGAUUAUUUGAUGAUUAUUUGAUGAUUAUUUGAUGAUUAUUUAUUGAUAUUUUGGGAAUAAUUGAGUAAAAGGUAUGAGGGAAGUGUUGGUGGUUUCUGAGAGUGUAGAAUUGGCGGAGGAAUAUUAUUUAAGUUUUAAUAAGUUUUCCAGCGGAUCAACUUCUCUUCUAGGACAAGUUACAAAGGCAAGUUUUUUCUCUUCUCUCGCCUCUUCAGGCACUAAAUCUCUCAACACUAAAUCUUUUGGUUUAAAAUCUCUCAGUUUAAAAUCUCUCAACACGAAAUCUUCCGGGUUAAAAUCUCUCAAUACAAAAUCUUCCGGGUUAAAAUCUCUCGGGUUAAAAAAUGAGUUUGAUUAUUUGACGUUUGAGCAAGUUAAGAGUUCGGGGUUGGAAGAUGAAAGGUAUGAGUUAAUUUUAGUAGUUUGUGACGAUACGGAUGACUUUUAUGGCGAAAAAGGUUUGGCCAACUUAACUCUGUUUCACAACUCGCUCCUGCCAAAUGGUAAAUUCGUUCUUGCCGUCCCUCUCAAUUCUCCACAUGAAGAAGAAAUGAGGAAGGAGUUAAUGUAUAGCGGAUUAGUGGAUGUAGCAUCCUGUGCAUACUAUCUUACCAAGUUUAUCACAGGGGUUAGGCCGAACUGGAAAGCGAAAGGUGAUAGGAAAUCUUCCAGCAUCCAUGCCGCUCCCAUUGACGGGUACAUAUCCAAGGCGCCAGAUUACGAAUCAUGCUCCACCAAACCCAGAGCAUGCGCUAAUUGUACCUGCGGCAGAGCCGAACGCGAAAAUUUAAAUUCCACAGAUUCUAACGCUAAUUCUACAGAUUUUAAUGCUAAUUCUACAGAUUUUAAUGGUGUAGAUUUGACUACUAAUUCUAAAGAUGUGAGUGGAGUAGAUUUGGUAGUGGAUGUUGAUGCGCCAACGUCGUCUUGUGGUAACUGUUACCUUGGUGACGCUUUUAGGUGUGAUUCAUGUCCUUACAAAGGCCUGCCAGCCUUUAAACCUGGCGAAAAGGUUUUACUCGAAUAAUUCAAUGUACUAUACAUUA